AAAAGCUACGGUACGCUGCCUGCCUACCUUGAAGCUUUCUUCACCUCCAAGCGAUAACGAAAUCCUCCCUAUUUCCUCUCUCGUCUUCGAAAAUUCAUCUCCGCUUCUACUGCUACGAAACCUAGCUUCUCUCCCAGGGUUAGAGCUUAUUUUUGCAGUAGAUGGGGCAACAAUCGUUGAUCUAUAGCUUCGUGGCUCGAGGCACGGUGAUUUUGGCUGAUUACACCGAUUUCUCUGGUAACUUCGCGGGCAUAGCCGCUCAGUGUCUCCAGAAACUUCCUGCAACUAACAACAAGUUCACUUACAGCUGCGAUGGCCACACCUUCAACUACCUCGUCGAUAACGGCUUCACUUACUGUGUAGUUGCAGUGGAGUCUGUGGGGCGACAGAUUCCGAUUGCCUAUCUCGAGAGAAUCAAGGAGGAUUUUACCAACAGAUAUGGUGGGGGGAAAGCUGCAAUAGCGGUUGCUAAUAGUCUGAAGAAGGAAUUUGGGCCGAAGUUGAAGGAGCAGAUGCAGUUUUGUAUGGACCAUCCAGAGGAAGUCAGCAAGCUUGCCAAAGUGAAAGCUCAGGUUUCUGAAGUGAAAGGAGUUAUGAUGGAAAACAUAGAGAAGGUUCUUGAUCGGGGAGAGAAAAUUGAACUUCUGGUAGACAAAACAGAAAACCUUCGCUCUCAGGCACAAGUUUUCAGGCAGCAAGGGGGCCAGAUAAAGAGGAAAAUGUGGUGGCAGAACAUGAAAAUAAAGCUGAUAGUGCUGGCGAUCUUGAUUGUCCUGAUUCUCAUCAUAGUAUUGUCUAUUUGUGGUGGCUUCAAAUGCUGAAGAUGAUCUACCUUCACUUUUUUGGGGGUUACACGUACCAGGUUCUGCUAUAUAGUUUUUGGCUUCAAAUGACUGUAUCAUACGACAGUGCCUGUAUAGUUUUUUCUUUUUGAAUUAUUUACAAUUUCUUGACGUGUGCGGCCAUUCCUUGUUAUUCAUUUACUACUCGAUAUGUUCUUGGUUAAAUACAAUGAAUUUGAUUACCUCAAGAA
Messenger RNA from Populus trichocarpa (black cottonwood), 1033 nucleotides. RefSeq names its product vesicle-associated membrane protein 722. The record is from RefSeq and is a predicted model, not a curated record. The coding region runs from base 162 to 821 and encodes 219 amino acids. The transcript is spliced from 5 exons. Gene Ontology annotation, biological process: vesicle-mediated transport. Lineage: Eukaryota; Viridiplantae; Streptophyta; Magnoliopsida; Malpighiales; Salicaceae. Gene Ontology annotation, cellular component: membrane.